This is a messenger RNA of Gadus chalcogrammus (walleye pollock), 1551 nucleotides long. RefSeq lists its product as uncharacterized. The record is from RefSeq and is a predicted model, not a curated record. Gene Ontology annotation, biological process: regulation of glutamate receptor signaling pathway. The transcript has 6 exons. Lineage: Eukaryota; Metazoa; Chordata; Actinopteri; Gadiformes; Gadidae. The coding region runs from base 29 to 880 and encodes 283 amino acids.
AGCAGCUGGAUCCACUGCAAGUACCCCAAUGAUGAGCUCUACAGCAGCUGGAUCCACUACAAGUACCCCAAUGAUGAGCUCUAUAGCAGCUGGAUCCACUACAAGUACCCCAAUGAUGAGCUCUACAUCCGCCGGUGCCACCGUUAGCACCGUGGCAACGCCUGCUGAAACCACUGCUAGCACCAUUGCAACGUCUGCCGUAGCCACCUCUACGGCAGCAUCUACUAAAACCCCAGUUGAAGCUCUACUGACGGCCAUCUCCAGCGAAGGCUGCACCGAGACCCUGCUUUGUGCCCAAGAGCCGGCGAGCUGCGACCCAUCGGUGACAACAUGCUACUUUGUAUCCGCCCAGCAGACUGAAGGCCUGAACUAUGGGUUCAGCCUCUCUGGAGAGUCGGAAGGCUACAUAGCCGUCGCGUUGUCAACUGACAGCUCUUUAGGAGGAGGGGACAUUACCUAUAUUUGCGCCAACAAUGAAGAGUCCUUCGAAUUCAUCGGUGCUUCGCUGAACAACAGUGCUUUGAUUAGACAAACCGUGACCGUAAACUCGGUGAAGGGUCUCAUCAACGGAACCACAAUCCAGUGUACGUUUACUGCCACCAUUCCUGAUGCCACUACCAGAGCAGUGUCUACCUCCUAUUCUCUAGCUAUUCUCACCGGAAACCUUUCCAGCACAGGUGUACUGGGAAAUCCUGUGGCCAGAGUGCAGACACAAGUGCUGGACAUAUCAGAUGCCAGCUCCAGCACCAGUAUCCUCACCACGGUCGCAACCACCACAGUCGCAACCAGUACCGUUGCAAACAGUGGCCGACCAACUCACCUGGCACUGUCACAAGCUCUACUCAUCAUCCUAGGGACCAUGGGCCUGGCCUUGCUAUAAAGAAACUUUAAAGAAACUUUAAGAAGUGACAAAAACAUAAUUGUGAAAAUACAAUCCUUAGCAUCCACAAUUUUUUAUUUGAUGAACAAAACAUUUACAUUUAAUUAACUACAUAAAAAAAACAUUUUGACUGUUUGUAAAAUACUUCACUUGUUUUUUUUUUAUAUAUUCAGUUCAUUAAUGGAGGAUUUUGUUAAUUAAAGGCCCAUGACGAUGCCUGUCAGUUAGCCUUAAAGAGGGAGCUAUUUAUUUUUCUUAACAAUUAUGUCCUUUUUUUAACUUGGGGUGAGACAUGACUUUAGUGUAUAUUUCCACACAUCCGAUUGUAUGUUUCAUGUAUUUAUUGUGUUGCUCUCAGACCAACAGGUUAUCGGGCACUGAAACAAUGCUUGUCCUCUCUCUUCGUUGAAUGAUGCCACUGGAUGGCAGAAACGAUACUGCCUCUAGUUGCCUCAUUGUCAAAUUGUAAAAGCAACCUUUUUUAAAUAAUGGCUUUGUAAUGUAAUUAUGAAAUAUUCUCCUCCCUUUCCCUCUCUUGUCUGCAUUUUUAUCUCUGCCCAUCAUCAUAGAAGCCAUAGGACUGGCCUUGUUAUAAGGCAAACGCCUGCUAUACGGCUAUUUAAUGUCAAGACUAUGAAUGGGUUAAUUAAAGGCAAAAGUGUAAUCGCUCA